Messenger RNA from Adelges cooleyi (spruce gall adelgid), 1050 nucleotides. RefSeq lists its product as uncharacterized. Lineage: Eukaryota; Metazoa; Arthropoda; Insecta; Hemiptera; Adelgidae. The coding region runs from base 284 to 979 and encodes 231 amino acids. The record is from RefSeq and is a predicted model, not a curated record. The transcript has 6 exons.
CCAUCAAUUUUAUAUAAUCGUAACUCGCACAAGCCAACGCCUUCAUCCACUGUUCCAUAGACUCCUGGCUUUCAGCUCCAAGUACGUAGCUUCGGUUGUUCGGCCCAUGAAACACAAUUUUGAAGCUGAAUUGGUCGUCGUUUUCGGCCAAUUCUACACGUACCAAAAAAAAAAUCUGUGUUUAAUUAUCUAUGUACUAUAAAACUAGCAAUUGUAGCGAGAAUAAAUUAUUCGAUUUGUUUUUGAGUUAAACUUAUACUAUAUAAACUUUAUAGUAAAUAAAAUGUAUUUCAAGUUCACUAUUUUGUUAAUAUCGUUUAAUUUAAAUGGUAACCGCGUACUGGGUACACAAGAUGUGCAGCGAGAACUUACCGAUAACGAGGCUCUAGAUGAUGUUUAUGCAUUCCUAAAAACUUGGUGGGAAUUACAACCAGAUCAAAAUAUUACUAUGAAUCAGUUUUUUGAGUUUGUGGGUAUUUCUGAUAUUCAUACUCAUUUAGUAAAUGGGUACUUUAUCCUUUAUCCAAGCGAUAGACUAAUUGUAAGCCAAGACAAUAUAAAUACUCAUAUAUUUAGGUACCUUAUAAGACAAAUUUGCAUUGGAACUGGAAGGGAUCCAAUACGCUUCACUGAAGUUUUAGUGUCAAAACUCCGUCGCAUUCGUCGGGUUACAUUGAGAGAAAUUACUAACGACAGGAAUCUAAAUCACGCUUAUGAAGAAAUGAAAAAGUAUUUUGAAAUACAUCCAAAUAAUAAUAUCACAAUGGAUCAUUUUUAUGCAUUUGUGGGUCCUUCAGCUGAUCACAUAAAUGUAAUAAAUGGGUACUUUAUGCUUUAUCCAAGCGAAAGGCUAAGCCAAGACAAUAUAGAUGUUGCUCUAUUUAAGCGCCUUAUAAGAGCUAUUUGCAAUGAAACUUAUGAGAAUCCCGUUCACUUCACUAAACGAUUACUGUACGCUAUUCGGUGUACACUAAAUUAAAAUGUUUGUAUAUUACCUAUAUAAUAAUUUUUAGGCCAGAAAUAAAUGUUGUUAAUAUAUUUUCUUAAUAA